AUGAUGUGGGCGAAGAGGAUAAAAUUCACUUUAGGGUGUGACAGAAAAGGCACGACGUUGAACAGAAUCAUGUAUGCAAUGAGAACCAUACACAUUGAAGUGCACAAAUUUGAAAAAGUGUCUAGUAACCUCAUACAGUGUAUUGAACAAUAUAAAAAAGAGAAACAAAUUUGUAUAUCGUCUUACAAAAAUUAUAAAAAGGAGAUUAAAGAAUGUGCACAUGAAUUAUUUACUGAUGACAUAUUAUCUACUUUAAAAAACAAAGAUUUUAAAAUUAUUUUUACCUACAGCAUUUUGCUAUCAAAAAGGGUGCCCUUAAAAAAGGAGACUUUAAAAAUGGUAGUGCUGUCCUAUGUGCAGUUGCUCAACGGAGAAGAGAAAAAGGAAGGAAGGAAAGAACAUACAAAUGAACAUAAUGAUGUAGAUAUACCUCCCCUACUUCUAACACUUAAGUACCUUAUCUACCUCAAUGUAGAUCAUGACAAAAUUAUUUAUAAUUAUAUUUACUCUGAGUUAAAUAAUCUUAUAGAAGAGUACACCCUGGAGGAACUUGUUGAAACGGUCAAAUUGAUCUCGUCCUUUAAGGAUAAAAAAUGGAUCAACCAGAAGGUAUUUUCCCGAUGCAUAAAUGAGAUUGUUAAAAGAAGCAAUCAAAUGGAGGAGGAGGACAUGUCCAAUUAUUUAGUCACCAUUAUUAAAUCCUGUUCUCGCCUCAACUGCGAAAUUGCAGACAUCCACAUGCUGCUAGAAAUGCUUCGAGAAAAUUAUGAAAAAAAAGAAAAAAAAAAUUUGCACACACUAAUUAAAGUCAUAUACAAUUUAUUUCUUUGUAAUUAUCACAACUACAAAAAUGUCAACAAGCUAAUUGAUUUACUAAAAGUUGAACUUAUGGGCAUUAGGAAGGAGGAGGAAUACCCUACGUAUAAAAAAUACAACUACAAUAAUAAUGUCGUGCUGGACACGAACCACGAUUUUGGAGGACAAGACAGUAGGAACAACACCUCCAAUGCCGCCAUCUGCAACGACAACAUCAGCAACAUUCAUCAGAUUUACUUCAACACGAAGGAAAAUCAGCACAUGAUGUAUGGGGGCCCAUCUGCACCAAUCCCCUCAGUCAGUUUGUACCGUCUCAAAUUCCUGGACCUCCUCAUCCGAUCGGACAAUUUCCUAUACAACAGCGUCUACAGCCCGAAUUCGCACUUUUUCGAUUUUGUGAAGCAGCUGCGGGUGGAAGGCAAGGAUCCACGGGAGACCAUUUUUACAAAACAAGCCACAUUUUUUGUCAAGGAGAGCGGAUUCAAACUAGCGCGUAAGCUCGUCCACAUCUACCCCAUCACGCACCUGCCGGAGUUCCAAAACGUGUACGUCGAAUUUGUGCACAACAGGAGCAUCAACAGGAACAUGAAGGACAACCCUCACAAAUUCCACCGGCACCAUCUAAACCACAGGAUUCGCAACCUGAAGUUUUUGGGAUGGAACCCCAUCGUGCUGUACGAAUACGAGUGGAAGAAGCUUAGGUAUGUUACAAAAAACAUUAAAAAAGUUUACUGCAAUAUUAAAAAGUUCAUAAAAAACAAAAAAAGGGGCGAUGGGAAGGAUUUAUAA
This is a messenger RNA of Plasmodium fragile, 1605 nucleotides long. RefSeq lists its product as uncharacterized. The record is from RefSeq and is a predicted model, not a curated record. Bases 1 to 1605 code for a protein of 534 amino acids. NCBI's taxonomy places the organism in Eukaryota, Apicomplexa, Aconoidasida, Haemosporida, Plasmodiidae. The transcript has 4 exons.